AUGCGCUGGUUCUCGACCCUUUUGACCGCGGCGCUGUCGCUGUCUGCGACGGCAGCGGCGGCCAAGAAGGACGUAUUCGCCGAGUAUAACGCCAAGCAACACUCCUCGGUGCCCGUCAAGAUCACGGACUCGUCGUACAAGAAGCUCACGGCAGCGCCUCGCGACUACGCUGCCGCAAUCCUCCUCACGGCCCUCGACCCCCGCUUCGCCUGCCAGCUCUGCCACGACUUCCAGCCGGAGUGGGACAUUCUAUCGUCCAGCUGGGUCAAGGGUGACAAGAAGGCCGAGUCGCGCACCGUCUUUGGCACCCUCGACUUCACCGACGGACGUGAGACCUUUAUGUCGCUCGGCCUCCAAACCGCUCCCGUCCUCCUCCUCUUCCAGCCCACGACUGGCCCCCACGCCGUUGCAUCCGCCGAACCCCUUAGAUAUGAUUUCGCUAGUGGCAAUCAGAAGGCAGAGGCCGUCCACGCCUGGAUCGCACGACAGCUCGAGGGCAGGCCUCACCCACCCAUCAGGCGCCCUGUCAACUACGUCAAGAUCAUUGUUACCAUUGUGUCUGCACUGGGCGUUGUUGGCGCCAUCGCAAAGAUCGGCCCGUAUCUGCUGCCCAUAGCACAGAACCGCAACCUCUGGGCCACCAUCAGCCUCCUCGCCAUCCUGCUCUUCACCAGUGGUCACAUGUUCAACCAGAUCCGCAAGGUCCCAUACGUCGCCGGCAACGGUAAGGGUGGCGUCUCGUACUUUGCUGGCGGCUUCCAGAGCCAGUACGGCCUCGAGACCCAGAUCAUUGCCUUCCUGUUCAACGCUUCAGACGGCCUCAUGUCGUUCGCCACCAUCUACUUGGCCGUCAGAGCCCCCCGCCUCAAGGACCGCAAGCUCCAGCAACUCAUGAUCAUUGGCUGGGGCGUGCUACUUUUCUGCGUCUACAGCUUUUUGCUGUCCAUCUUCCGGAUGAAGAACGGCGGCUAUCCAUUCAGGCUCCCCCCCUUCUUCUAGGACGAGAAGUAUAGAGGCCCUGUACAGCUCUUUGACUGAGCCGCGAAACUCAUGAGACUGCGGCCACACCAUAGUGGCCUGAAGAGCAGACUACUACUGCUGCUUUAUGACUAGGCGUCAGCAUGAACGCUAUGCGAUUCCAGUAUUUGCAGGCAUACGUAACACCUCCACGGCCUGGCAAGGAAAGAGAAAAGUACCUUUAGAACAGAGCAGGAACGCCUGCUCCCUUGGUUCUUAUACAGUUCUAUGCAGAUGGCUGCAUACAUUCUUAGCAACUGGCAGUACGUGUAUGUUCGAUUGAAGAAUAAACACAAGUUGGCAAGAGUACCAAGGACAUGUUGUGUUUAAAACAGAAAUCAAGCGAAUAUUUGCUCUGCA
This is a messenger RNA of Microdochium trichocladiopsis, 1377 nucleotides long. Its product is annotated as OST3/OST6 family protein. The coding region runs from base 1 to 999 and encodes 332 amino acids. The record is from RefSeq and is a predicted model, not a curated record. NCBI's taxonomy places the organism in Eukaryota, Fungi, Ascomycota, Sordariomycetes, Xylariales, Microdochiaceae. The transcript is spliced from 3 exons. Gene Ontology annotation, cellular component: oligosaccharyltransferase complex.